AUGGCAGUAGCAGCAGAGAGCAUAGUCUUCAAUGACGAAGAUAAUGGCGACUCAAUUGCCUAUGUCGCUCCAGAACCAGUUGUGAAUGAUAUGAAUGAUCAUGGCCAGGAACGGCUUCUAAAAUAUCUAGAUCCUGAAUUCCUCGAUGCCACACCUGAUUCGAAGACAAAAUUUGCAGAAGAGAUCGAAGCAGAAGAAGAGUUUGAUCUCGAUGAAGAUCUUGAAGAAAAUGAGGGCGAGGAUGAUAAGCUCAUAACAAUGAUGUGCCCUCGCGAAUACCAAUUUGAACUUUACCAACGAGCGUUGGAGGAUAAUGUUAUUGCUGUUCUAGACACAGGAAGUGGAAAGACACUUAUUUCUGUCAUGCUGAUUAAGGAGAUUGCAGCAAGAGAGCGCGAAGCUCGUAUGACAAGACGUUCGACAAAACUUGCGUUCUUUCUUGUGGAUCGAGUACCACUUGUUUUCCAGCAGUCUGAAGUGAUUAAAGCAAACUGUGAUGUGGUAUUGGAACAAAUGUGUGGCGAAAUGAACGUAGAUAAUUGGUCUGAGAAAAAAUGGAAGACAAUUUAUGAAGAAAGCGACGUGUGCGUAAUGACAGCCCAGAUAUUCUUGGAUACAUUGCGACAUGGAUUUAUUACACUGAACAGUGUAAAUUUGAUUGUGUUUGAUGAAUGCCAUCAUGCUACAAAGAAACAUCCCUACAAUCUUAUUAUGCGAGAGUUUUAUGACCGGUGCAGAGCUGAUGAACGGCCAAAGAUUUUUGGAAUGACGGCCUCUCCAAUGCAUUCAAAGACAGGCGUGUACUUUAGUGCAACGCAGCUCGAACAGAACUUGAACAGUCGAAUCUACACAGCUGCAAAUCUAGAAGAGCUCCAGACAGCCAUAAAGCUACCUGACGAAUAUGAGGCAUCAUUUAGCCCAUCGCCUGGUUUCCCGCCAACAGAAUUGACAAGACGUGCACGCGAAAAGUUGAGCCACAUUAAACGGUUUGAAAGAGUGUUUCAAGUUACUACUGAAGUAGCAGAUCAUCUUGGUCCAUGGUGCGGAGACCGACUGUGGCAAAGUAUUCUUGAAAACAUGGUGGAUAAAAUGCUGUUAGAUACAAAAGGUCAACCCAGAGAAAACUUGUGUGAUGACGAUCAAGCUUUAUAUGAGAUUUAUCAGCUAUCAUUGGCUGAAGCACCAUCAAAUCCUGAUAUUACCAACAAACGUAUAUUUACUCCGAAGACAAUGAAGCUUCUUCAGCUCCUAAAAGUUCUUCAACACCUCCCUGAAUUCUGUGGAAUCAUCUUUGUAGAACGAAGACAUACGGCAAUCGCUCUGAAUUUAUUGAUCAAAUCAAUUGAUCUUUUCAAGAUAUUUAGAUGUGAUCUUUUAAUCGGCCACGGUAGUUCUGAAGAAGGCGACACCAAAAUGAGAUACCAAGAUCAAAACAGAAUGAUAAAAAAAUUUCGAUCAGGUGAGCUUAACUUAUUGAUUGCUACUAAUGUGGCCGAAGAAGGACUAGACAUCCAACCUUGCAACGUCGUAAUCCGCUUCGACUUUUUCACCACCCUUAUUGCGUAUAUUCAGUCGCGCGGACGUGCUAGAAAACCGGAUUCGAAGUAUAUAAUUCUCACUGACGAGUCUAACAUGGGACAACGUGGAAUGCUGAGUAGAUUCCGUGACCUUGAAAACGAAAUGAAAGAUUUUUGUAGAAUGUUACCGGAGGAUAGAAAUGUAGCCAACAAGUUCCUCCAGGGCAUGCCACUAACUGAUGAUAGUGGAGACUCGGACGACUCAGAAGAUGAGGACUGUGAAAAGGUGUUUAUUGUGCCCGCGACGGGUGCAAUGAUUACAAUGGAAUCUGCUGUGCCAUUAUUGCAUCGUUAUUGUGGUACCUUACCAUCUGAUCAAUUCUCUUUACUCAAACCGGUUUUUGAGAUUACGUCUACUUCCGAUGGGUUCCAGUGCAUUGUACACUUACCCACCAAUGCGGUUGUCACAGGCGCAACAUCCCAACCGACACAAACAAAAACAACUGCAAAAAAGCUAGCCGCCCUAGAGACAUGUAUCCUGCUGUUUGAAGCCAAAGCCUUUAACGAUCACUUGCUGCCAAAUAAUCCAAAGCGUGAGUUAUUGGGUGAGAUGGCUCCAUUAUUGGACAAGAACGGAUUGGUAGUCGGUAGUCGUAGAAGGCGCGGAGUGUACGAGAAACGAACACCCAGGUUCUGGAAACCGAUUGUGGAAGAACUAGAACUUGAAGAUGAAGAACUCAAACCCUCUGAUCCCCAAGAUGAUGCUGUAUUCGAUACUAAUCCCGAAACUGCUCUUGUAAACCUUCAGCCAAGAAUUAAACCUGAGAAAAAGAAAAAGAGUGGUUUGUCCCAUAUGCCAUUGAUUAUCGACGAGAUUGAAGAUGUAGAUGGUUUACUAAACCCUGAAAACCAGCCAGAGGAAGGUGUCGAUCCAAAGCUGAUCCUUCCCAUUCUAGAAGAAGAAGACGACGGUCCGUUUACACUGUGGUUCUCGGUGAUAGAAGUUAACGUAGGACAAAUGUUUGAAGGUCAUGUACGUCGCAUGUGUCUUUUGACUUGGAAGCCAUUUCCCGACUUACCCGAAAUAGAGCUGUACUCGAAAGGCGAAACAUUUACUGCAAUAGUGCGUCCUUUAGAGGAGUCCGUGGAUUAUGAUACUGAUACUAUCCUUGCCCUCUCUCACUACAAUCUCAAAUUAUCUGCCGCUGUCACGAACAAGGAAUUCGUAUGCCAAGUUCGCAACUUCCCUUAUUUUAUUAUUCCUCUUACUGUGUACAACGAUCAAGAAAUUGCCGAAGAUUUAUCGACACUAAAAGCAUGUCAAGACAAGAUCGAUUGGGAAGAAAUUAAACGAACAGUCGAACAAAAGGAUUCAAAGAUCGAUCUGACUAAUUCCUCUGAUCUGACACUGGAUGAUUCAAUCAUAACUGACCCAGCUGAUGGUAACCGCCGUUACUUUGUGAGACAGGUUGUUCAUGAAAUGCGGCCCCAAUCCGAUAUACCACCCACUGAAGGAAAAAACCGAGAGGCUGGGUACACCACAUUUGAAGAAUAUUAUGAAAAGGAGCACGACCUUCACGUAACUUUACCUGAACAGCCGCUAGUAAGCGUCCAGAAAGUGAGUAAGAUGAUGAAUUACUUGCAGCCAACGGUCGGUAUGAUGGCCCAGCAAAAGGGUAGAACUGCAAACUAUGUAAUCCCCGAAUUCUGUCACAAAGUACCCAUCAGUGCAAGUGUGUACCAGUCGAUGAUGUUAAUCCCUUCGUUAAUGACACGGUUGGAUUCAUUCCUUCUUGCGAAUGAAGCGCGCGAAAGAUACAAAAUACCGAUCACAGACAUUCAGAUGCUCGAAGCUUACACAGCCCCUUCUGCAAGCAUGAAGAUGGACUAUGAACGCCUUGAAACACUUGGUGAUUCAUUGCUAAAGUUUAUUGCGACGAUUCGAUUGUACAUCAACUUUCCAUUUUGCCACGAGGGUGAAUUGCAUUGUUUGCGUAUUAGAGUAAUUUGUAACCGAGCAUUGUAUCGUUCUGCCAAACGAUUGAAAAUAUAUCGUUAUGUGACCAGCCAAGCUUUCAAUCGUCGAUAUUGGCGCCCUCAUGGCUUUGUAGCCAAGUCGGAUACCCCAGACACUCUCAAAGAGACUAAGACACACAUGUUAUCUGAUAAGACAUUAGCUGAUGUGGUGGAAGCCACGCUAGGAGCAGCAUAUCUGAGUAGUGGUCUAGAGGGUGGUCUAGAAACAGCUAUUGCGAUGCAAAUUCCGUUUGAUGAUAUGAAAAAGUGGGGCGACUUUCUUCCAACUUAUAUCGAUAGUCGUAAAUCAGUUCCUGCAAGAGCAGAGAUUAAGGCCCUGCGAUCUGUUAAUUUGCCAAAAGUGUAUGAGGCGGCAGGAUAUACUUUUAAGCAGCCUUUGUUGUUAGUUGAGGCUCUGACUCAUGCCAGUCUUCCCAAUUCAACUGCUCCUUGUUAUCAGCGCCUGGAAUUCCUUGGAGAUGCUAUUCUCGAUUUUUUGGUAAUCCGAUACCUGUUUACAAAAUACCCUACAUUCGAUCCUGGUAUGAUUACCGACAUCAAAGAUUCAUGCGUAAAUAACCAUGUACUUGGUAUUAUUUGCAUUGAAACUGGGAUGCACAAACACAUUAUUCAUUAUUCAAGCCGUCUUAUCAGAGCAAUUGAGCACUUUGUAUCUGAAGUUGAUGAUCUCAAGAAGAAGGGUGAAGCCGUAGGAGAGUAUUGGCGUGACUUUAGUAUUCCUAAAGUCUUGUCCGAUAUUGUGGAGAGUAUGCUUGGAGCUGUGUUUGUUGAUGCAGGUUUCAAUCUCGAGCCAGUGGAAAAACUAUUCGAUCUGUGGAUCAGACCUAUUUUCGACAAGUAUGUUACACCUGAACUUAUUCGAAUCCACCCACUUCGGCAAUUUACUACAGAUUUGCAGAAAUUUGGCUGCGAAGGAUUUAUGCUACGUAACCAUACCUCGACAGGUACCGGUCCAAAAAGUCAAAAAUGUGUAAUAUUCUUGCACGACAAGCCCCUUGCGUGUGGUGCUGCUGAUAAUGUUAAGGCUGCGCGUCGUUUUGCAGCAGCAAAAGCCAACGAACGUCUAAAAGACGAACCCGACUUGUUGAAGCGCGUGUGUAAUUGUAGCAUCGGUUUGCGUCGACAGAUGCAAGUAGAAGAAGAUGAUGACUAAGUAGAAAGAAACGGAAUGAAUGAAAGAAAAGAGAAAGAAAGGGAAUUGAUUGCGGAGAUUUCAUUGACGUCAGCAUCUCAUUCCAACCCAUGCGGCAAAAUUUUCUUCUGGCGGGCUCGCCUUUUUUCUUGUGUGCUUGUUUUAUACAACUGUUUUUCCCCUUGUCUCUUACAUUUAUUUUUUUUAACCACCCAUUUCCAUAAUGCUUCGCGCUGCUUUUACUGGUGUUGCUGCCCGUGCUGUUGCCGUUCGCUCGGUUACUGUCUCUAGACCUAUUGCCCAGGGUAAAUUAAAUACCAUAAUUACUUGAUUAGAACCCACGAAUAUAUAAACGCACGAAAAAAAAAUUCAAACCUUUCUUUACACAAUAAAAGAAUAGAGGCUUUCAAUAUAU
Molecule: messenger RNA, 5101 nt
Organism: Phycomyces blakesleeanus NRRL 1555(-)
Lineage: Eukaryota; Fungi; Mucoromycota; Mucoromycetes; Mucorales; Phycomycetaceae
Gene: Dcl
Product: dsRNA-specific ribonuclease III dicer
Exons: 6
Coding region: 1-4707 (1568 amino acids)
Biological process (GO): RNA processing
Molecular function (GO): ribonuclease III activity; DNA binding; RNA binding
Source: RefSeq, a predicted model, not a curated record